AUGGGCUCACUAGCAGUCGAGGAUCAAACACUCCCUCAAGCCAACACCCCUUUCGGACUCCAACCGUCUAUCCUCACGGCCAAGUGCCAUCCGCUCGUCGAGGAGGUCACCAAGGAAGUCGACGCCUACUUCUCCGAGCAUUGGCCCUUCAAGGACGAGAAGCAACGCAACAAGUUCAUGUCCCAAGGCAUCCCACGAGUGACGUGCCUGUACUGUGCCAAUGCCCUCGACGACAGAAUUGCGUUUGCAUGCAAGCUGAUUACCAUUACCUUUCUCACAGACGACGUCCUCGACCACAUGUCCCUCGACGACGGCAUCGUAUACAACGAGAAACUCAUGCGGCUCGCCCGCGGGGACGAACAGCCCGACCGUUCCAUCCCGGUCGAGUACAUGAUGUACGACAUCUGGGAGAGCAUGCGAGCCCACGACAAGUCGCUGGCCGACGAAGUCCUCGAGCCGGCGUUUGUGUUUAUGCGCGCCCAGGUCGACAAGCAGCGCCUGAAGCCGAUGGAUCUGCAGACGUACUUUGAGUAUCGCGAGCAAGACGUGGGCAAGGCCUUCCUUUCGGCAAUCAUGCGCUUCUCAAUGGGUCUGCACAUGACCAGCGAAGAGCUCGACCUCGCGAGACCCGUCGAGGAGAACUGCUCCAAGAGCAUCUCGGUCGUCAACGACAUCUGCAGCUACGAAAAGGAGGUCCGCAUCGCGGCGCGCGGUCACGAGGGCGGCGCCCUGUGCUCGUCCGUGCCCAUCAUGCAGACGAUCGCCAACGUGGACGUGCCCGGGGCGAAACGCAUCCUCUGGCAGAUGUGCCGGGAGUGGGAGGUCAGGCAUAGGCAGCUCGUCGACGAGGUCACGCAGAAGAGUGCGUCCCCUGCUCUGGCCGCGUACCUGGAGGGCCUGGAGUACCAGAUGGCCGGGAAUGAGGUCUGGAGUCUCAUCACGCCACGAUAUAAUGACGCGACUGUUGGCUAG
Molecule: messenger RNA, 972 nt
Organism: Cladophialophora yegresii CBS 114405
Lineage: Eukaryota; Fungi; Ascomycota; Eurotiomycetes; Chaetothyriales; Herpotrichiellaceae
Exons: 3
Coding region: 1-972 (323 amino acids)
Source: RefSeq, a predicted model, not a curated record